Conger conger (European conger) is the source of this 1577-nucleotide messenger RNA. It is a transcript of the gene cxcr4a, whose product is annotated as chemokine (C-X-C motif) receptor 4a. Gene Ontology annotation, cellular component: membrane. The transcript is spliced from 2 exons. Gene Ontology annotation, molecular function: chemokine receptor activity. Gene Ontology annotation, biological process: G protein-coupled receptor signaling pathway; brain development; neurogenesis. The record is from RefSeq and is a predicted model, not a curated record. Lineage: Eukaryota; Metazoa; Chordata; Actinopteri; Anguilliformes; Congridae. The coding region runs from base 165 to 1217 and encodes 350 amino acids.
GGGUUGAAUGUUUUGAAUAAGCUCUUACGGAGCACGCCACCACAGAAACUCCUCCUGUGGGAGGGGUCUUAACUGCCAGCGCCACACUUAAACUGCUGCACGUUUCAAAGAGCGCCAGAAAGCAGACCGACAUUCGAACGAUUUCUGACUGUCCACAGUUCAUCAUGGCCGAUUACGAAGUAGUUUUUGACUUCAGUGAUGAAAAUACCUCUGGAUCAGGGGAAUAUGAGUACUAUUUCCCUGAACCCUGCGUCCAUAGGCGCAGAAGUGAUUUUCAAAGGAUCUUCCUACCGACGGUGUUUGGAAUAAUCUUUGUUUUGGGAGUCGUGGGCAACGUACUGGUGGUAGCUGUGAUGGGCUACCAGAAAAAGUCAAAAAACAUGACCGACAAAUACAGGCUGCACCUUUCCGUGGCUGACCUCCUCUUCGUGCUCACGCUGCCCUUCUGGGCUGUGGAUGCAGCCACCAGCUGGUACUUUGGACAUUUCCUGUGUGUUGCUGUGCACAUGAUCUACACAGUCAACCUGUACAGCAGCGUGCUCAUUCUGGCCUUCAUCAGCUUAGAUAGAUACUUAGCUGUGGUGCGUGCAACCAACAGCCAGGCUCCCCGUAGGCUCCUGGCAGAGAGGAUAAUCUAUGUUGGAGUGUGGCUGCCCGCUGUUCUCCUCACUGUGCCAGACCUGAUGUUCGCCAACGCGAGCGAUGGAAGGAGCUGCCAGCGUAUCUACCCAGACGGAUCUAAAUCCAUCUGGAGAGCCAUUUUCCAAUUCCAGCACAUCUUUGUGGGCUUCGUGAUCCCCGGUCUAAUCAUUCUCACAUGCUACUGCAUCAUAAUCAGCAAGCUGUCCCAGGGCUCCAAAGGCCAGCUAAAGCGCAGAGCUCUGAAGACCACGGUCAUUCUCAUUAUCUGUUUCUUCAGCUGCUGGCUGCCCUACUGCGCUGGCAUCUUCGUGGACACCCUGAUGCUUCUGAAUGUCAUUAGUCAUAACUGCACCCUGGAGGAGAGUCUACUAACAUGGAUCUCCAUUACAGAAGCGCUGGCCUACUUCCACUGCUGCCUCAACCCAAUUCUCUACGCUUUCCUGGGGGUGAAGUUCAAGAAGUCGGCCCGGAGUGCACUCGGUAACAGCCAGGGUUCCAGUCUGAAAAUUCUGGCUAAGAAGAAAGCCUCUUCUGUCUCCACGGAGUCAGAGUCUUCCAGCUUCCAAUCGAGCUAACAGACGAUGGCCGUCUCAAUUCCAUUCCGACUUUAUAAUGAAAAAAGAGACUGAAUAUAAUCUGAACUGUAAAUAAUUUGUAUAUAUGUUUUUACUUUUUUAAAAGGAUUUUUUAUUCUCAGAUUUGUUAAUUUAAGCUUUCUAUCCAUUUAAGUGUUUUGAAGAAAUGUUGGAAUCAGGCGGUGCCUGCAGAUUACGGACUGUCAGCAUCUGAUGUAAAAAUGUAUUUUUAAAGUUCAAGCCCUCUGAAAAGUUUGCCAGGAUAUAUAACGAACAGCAAAAUUAGAACAUGUUGUACAAGUAUAGAGCAAGGAGCAGUAUGUAGAAUUAGCUUUCUGCAGGCUUUUGCGGGGUUAGGUA